Lithohypha guttulata is the source of this 3339-nucleotide messenger RNA. RefSeq lists its product as uncharacterized. NCBI's taxonomy places the organism in Eukaryota, Fungi, Ascomycota, Eurotiomycetes, Chaetothyriales, Trichomeriaceae. Gene Ontology annotation, biological process: proton transmembrane transport; sodium ion export across plasma membrane; intracellular potassium ion homeostasis. Gene Ontology annotation, molecular function: ATP hydrolysis activity; P-type sodium:potassium-exchanging transporter activity; ATP binding. Gene Ontology annotation, cellular component: plasma membrane. The record is from RefSeq and is a predicted model, not a curated record. Bases 1 to 3339 code for a protein of 1112 amino acids. The transcript has a single exon.
AUGGACGUCAAGAACGAUGUCGAGGCUGCCAAGCCUAGCUUUGCUGAUAGUGAUUCAGACUUGCCCGCGGCCAUCACAGAGAAGCGCCGUAUCACAUAUGCCGACGACGAGAUAUGUGAGGUCGGCCUCCCACUUCGUCACACAAAGUCAAGUCAAUCAAUACGGUCCCUGCAUAGUGCUAAUGGUCGACGCUCCAUUGACCCCUACGUCGCUCUUCCAAUCCAGUACCGAACCCUCAGCUACAAUAUCGAAGACAGUCAGCGCCAGGUCGAGGAAAGGAAGGCCAAGAGUGCUAAGGACAAGACCGUUGACGAGCUCAUCGACGUCGAUUGGCAUAUACUUUCUGAAUCAGAAACCUGCAAGAAACUGCUCACAGAUCCCGCUUAUGGAUUGUCUGACUAUCAAAUCCAGUCAGCACGAUCUCUUUAUGGCAAGAAUGUUCCAUCACCACCACCAAGUCGACUUCUACAGAAGAUUUUCUGGUAUAUGUUUGGUGGAUUCGGCACCAUCUUGUUGAUUGGCGGCAUUCUGGUCUUCAUCGCUUGGAAACCUUUAGGCGAGCCAAAUCCUGCACAAGCAAAUCUGGCCCUUGCUAUUGUCCUCCUCGUCGUCUUCGUCAUUCAAGCUCUUUUCAAUGCUUGGCAAGAUUUUUCAAGUUCUCGUGUUAUGAAAAGCAUCACAAGCAUGUUGCCAGAAGAAUGCCACGUCCUGAGAAAUGGCAUAAACAACACGAUACAAGCCUCAGAACUCGUUCCUGGAGAUAUUUUAUCCUUCAAGGCUGGAAGUAAGUUGUCAGCGGAUGUACGUUUCGUUGAAAUUACCUCCGAUGCCAAAUUCGACCGCAGUAUCUUGACUGGCGAGUCUGCUCCGCUCGCCGCAGUCACCGAGGCGACAGACCAAAACUACCUGGAAACCAGGAAUGUUGGUUUCGCUGGCACACAUUGUACAUCUGGAGGCGGUAGGGGUAUCGUGGUCUCAAUUGGAGAUAAGACCGUGUUCGGCCAGAUCGCACAAUUGAGUAGCAGAGAACCUACAGGACGUACACCUUUGCAGAAAGAGAUCAUCCGUUUUGUGAUCAUCAUCGUCAGCCUCAUGGUCACAAUGAACAUAAUAGUCAUUGACGUCUGGGCUGGCUAUAUCCGGACUGCAUACCCCAACUACAUGCCGCCUACUCUGCUCAUCGUCAACAUCGUUUCAGUCGCUAUCGCUUUCGUUCCAGAGGGCCUACCCAUUGCACUGACGGCCUCGCUAACGAUUACUGCCAACAUCAUGCGAAAGAACAACAUUCUCUGCAAAUCCUUGAAGACGGUUGAGACUCUCGGAGCAGUCUCCGUGCUCCUCUCCGACAAAACAGGAACUCUGACCAAGAACCAGAUGACUGUAACAGAAGUCCUAAUUGGCCUUACCCAGAAGGCCACAGACGAUGUUCGACGGGACCGCGUAGAGGGUCAGUCGAUGAGAGAAUCCAUUGAUCAGCUGCGAGUCGUGGCAGCAAUCAACAACGCUGGUGACUUCGAUCCUACUACCAUGCAGCUCCCAGUCCCACAGAGAAAGGUCAUCGCCGACGCCACAGACGCAGCGAUAUUACGCUUCUCAGAGACUAUUGUACCCGUGGCUGAAUCACGUAGACUCUGGCGUAAGCGUUUCGAGUUACCUUUCAAUUCGAAGAAUAAGUUUGCUCUGCGCGUGCAUUCAGUCAACAACGUACUAGCCACCAGGACUACUCUUAGCAGUGACGAUAAAUCAAAAUUCGACACGAUCACCGAUCUUCUCAUGACCAUUAAAGGUGCUCCUGACGUGCUUCUACCUCGAUGCACAUCGUACGUUGGUGAAGAUGGAGAGGUACACGAUCUUUCGGAUGGCGUCAAUGCUACCGUCGCAAGCGUGAAAGAUGAGUGGUCGGGCCAGGGAAAGCGAGUUCUCUUGCUGGCCCGAAAAAUCCUCCAGAGAUCAUCUCUGGUUUACGACACGGCAGAUGGCGAGUUUGAAGCUGAGGCGCUUCGACAUGCAUCCUCAGACCUUGUGUUUGUUGGUUUGGUCGGCAUUGUCGAUCCCCCUCGAGAUGAAAUACCAAGUGUUGUCAGUACGCUGCGACGUGCCGGAAUUCGAGUCUGUAUGGUCACUGGCGACUUCAAGCUCACUGCUCAAGCGAUCGCACGCUCGUGUGGUAUCAUUACAGUUCCUGACAGCCAGGUUCACGAUAUUGCCGCUCUGCCACGAGCUCUCACCUCUUCUCGCGAAAACCUUUCAUCCAGCACUCAACGCGAAGCCAUUGUCCUAUCUGGUCCGGAGCUCAUCACCUUAAACGAUGUACAGUGGUCGAUCCUUACCACGUACACCUCCAUCGUCUUUGCACGUACAACGCCUGACCAGAAAUUACGUAUUGUCAAGGAAUUCAAGAGACGCGACAACAACGUGGUAGCAAUGACUGGCGAUGGUGUGAAUGACGCUCCGUCUCUCAAGGAAGCGGAUAUAGGUAUCGCACCAGGCACUGCAAGCGAUAUCGCCCUUGAAGCUGCUGACAUGGUGCUGAUGGACAGCUUCUCCGCCAUAAUCGAAGCUGUACUCUAUGGUCGCACCGUCUUCGACAACCUGCGCAAAACAAUCGCCUACCUCCUGCCUGCCGGUUCAUUCUCUGAGUUCUGGCCCGUCAUGACCAGCGUAAUCUUCGGUCUGCCUCAAAUCCUGAGCUCUUUCCUCAUGAUAAUUAUUUGCUGCUUCACCGAUUGCGCAGCCGCAAUCACCCUGGCUUUCGAAAAGCCAGAAGCCGACGUCCUCCUACUGCCACCACGAAACAUCAAGAAAGACCGCCUAGUCGAUGGGAAACUCCUCCUCCAAUCCUUUGGCUUCAUCGGCAUGAUCGAGUGCACCGCCUCCUUCGCCAUGUCUUUCUGGUACCUAGAGCGCAAAGGCGUUCCUUUCUCAGCCCUCUGGUUCAGCUACGGCGACUACUCCGCCGUUCCAAACAUGACUUCCGACGAAAUCACUGCCAGACUCAACACCGCAUCCUCAAUCUACUUUGUCAACCUCGUCGUCCUACAGUGGUUCACUCUAUUCGCACUGAGAACACGCAGAUUAUCAAUCUUCCAACACCCGCCACUCUUCAACCGCAAGACACAGAACUGGUACUUAUUCCCAGCGAUUCUGUUCGCGCUAGUGGUGAUCUUCAUCUUCUGCUAUAUCCCGGAUGUGCAGAGGGUUAUCGCUAGUGCCGAGGUGCCGGUUGAGCAUUGGUUGUUGCCAAUGGCGUUUGGACUGGGAGUGUUGUGCUUGGAUGAGGUGAGGAAGUGUGGUGUCAGGAGGUGGCCGAGGGGCGUGCUGGCUAGGAUUGCGUGGUGA